Rhineura floridana is the source of this 1465-nucleotide messenger RNA. It is a transcript of the gene DUSP14, whose product is annotated as dual specificity phosphatase 14. Gene Ontology annotation, biological process: protein dephosphorylation. Gene Ontology annotation, cellular component: cytoplasm. Lineage: Eukaryota; Metazoa; Chordata; Lepidosauria; Squamata; Rhineuridae. Gene Ontology annotation, molecular function: MAP kinase tyrosine/serine/threonine phosphatase activity. The transcript is spliced from 2 exons. The record is from RefSeq and is a predicted model, not a curated record. Bases 218 to 814 code for a protein of 198 amino acids.
AGACCGGUCCUCCCAUUCAUAAGCAAGGAUGAGACAGCCUGCCUCUCAGCUGUACUGGUGAGAGCAGACAGGAGGGACCUUGUUCGGGCUGACGCUUCUCCAGACCAGGUGAAGUAGUGACGCAGGCAGAACUCCACUGAACAUCACGACAAGACUUUUAAUCUGGGUUUGUGCACCUGGAAUGGAAGCCUAAGGCCCUCGCCAGGACCCCCGCCUCAUGACCUCCCGAAGACACUAUUCUCUGCCACGAACUCUAAUGACUCCUCGCUUGUAUUCCGAAGGGGCCCUGGGCGGCAUUGCCCAGAUCACCCCCUUCCUGUACAUCAGCAAGGGAAGCGUGGCCGCCAACCGGCAGCUCCUUCUGGCUCGUGGGAUCACUUGCAUUGUCAACGCCACCAUUGAGCUCCCCAAUUACAACUUCCCCGAGUUCGAGUACAUCAAAGUGCCUGUGGCGGACAUGCCAAACGCCCCCAUCUCCCUGUACUUUGACAGCGUGGCUGACAAGAUCCAGAGCGUGGCACGGAAGCACGGCGUCACCCUGGUCCACUGCGCGGCCGGCGUCAGCCGAUCGGCCACCCUCUGCAUCGCCUACCUUAUGAAGUACCAGAACGUCAGCCUGUAUGAGGCCUACAACUGGGUGAAGUCGAGACGCCCAGUCAUACAUCCCAAUGUGGGCUUCUGGAGACAGCUCAUAGACUACGAACGAAAGCUGUACGGGAGGAACACCGUUAAAAUGGUACAGACUCCGUACGGCAUUAUGCCGGAUGUUUACAUGAGGGAAAGAAGAACCUUCGUGCCUUACUGGGGGAUUUGAAGGGAGCGAACAAGGAGCAGAAGGGAAUGAGAUGCUGCAAGAGCGUCAGCCAUCUCUGUCUGUGGUCCACUUCAGUUCCUUUUCAAGACAGCCGAACCUCCAAUGCAUUUUUGUUCAAAGCACUAAACCAGCAACCCCCAUAAUUGGGGAGGCCUUAACCCUAUAUGUCCCAUGGAGAUAACUUUGCUGCUACUUUGGCAAAGAUGUCCAGCAUCCACAAAACAAACCCGCAAGCCCAGUUCACAACAAUAUACAUCGAUGAAGCCAAGCACACUAAAACGGCGGAAGACGUGAACCAAAUAUUGUUUGGCAAUGCGGACACUUUCUCUUCUCAUUUCUUCUCCCUUGUAACAGCAGUUUGUUGGCAAAAAGUCUCAGCAGGAGAAGAGUGACCAUUUCCUUUUUUUUCCAGAGGAAAGCUUACUCUUUAAUGUUCGGUUUUUAAAAGAUAUAUACAGUGACGGUCGACAUCCAAACCCAGAGAAGUAAUAUGCUCUUGAAGGUUUAUUUUGAAGUUUUAUAGAGAGAUUUAUCCAGAGACAUUUUCCAUGCCCUUUUGGGGAAUUUAAUAGCUAGGGCUUUACUUUAAUUUUUGGGGAAGAAAAUAUUAACCAGACAAUCUGCCACAAAUAAAAUAAUUUAGACAACGAA